Molecule: messenger RNA, 1455 nt
Organism: Desarmillaria tabescens
Lineage: Eukaryota; Fungi; Basidiomycota; Agaricomycetes; Agaricales; Physalacriaceae
Product: 2-nitropropane dioxygenase
Exons: 10
Coding region: 241-1362 (373 amino acids)
Molecular function (GO): nitronate monooxygenase activity
Source: RefSeq, a predicted model, not a curated record
AAUCCCGGUUCACGGUCCGAAUUCGUCUUUCCACGUGGCCGGCUUUCGGCACUUGAAACACCGGAACUUCCAAAUUUUUCUCCAACUUGAUUCUGUCGUUUGCCAGCUGCAGAUCACGAUUACGGUGACCAGGGGGGUAGCUCGGUCAUCAGUGCUAGUCUCAUGACAUAAAGUCCGGCACUUCGUCAGUCUCUCGCUUAUAAUGCUCUCACACUUGCUUGUGUUCUACGUUCCCCCGCCAUGCCUUCCUCAUCUCCCAUAUUCUCGACCCCCUUGACAAAGUUGUUCAAAAUCAACCAUCCUGUCAUGCUCGCAGGAAUGAACGUUGCUGCUGGACCUAGGCUCGCUGCUGCAGUUACCAAUGCUGGUGGGAUCGGUGUAAUCGGCGGAGUCCAACAGACCCCCAAGUUUCUUCAAGGGAACAUCGAAGAGCUGAAAGGGUAUUUAGAGGAUAAGAACGCGCCUUUCGGUGUAGACCUGCUGUUACCCCAAGUCGGUGGAAACGCGAGAAAGACGAACAUAGAUUAUACCGGCGGUCAACUUUCCGAACUCCUCGAUGUGAUCAUUAAUGGCGGCGCCAAGCUUUUCGUCUGUGCAGUGGGCGUACCUCCGAAAUGGGCCGUGGACAAGCUGCAUGAUGCUGGCAUUGUUGUUAUGAAUAUGAUUGGGCAUCCGAAGCACGUAGCUAAAGCGCUGGCACAAGGUACGAAAUCACCUGACCGCACGCUUUGCUCGGACUCCAUUUUUGAGGCUUCUUUUUUGUCUUCAGGUGUCGACAUCAUUUGCGCCCAAGGCGGUGAAGGCGGUGGGCAUACUGGGGAUACACCCUUUUCCAUCCUUAUCCCUGCCGUCGUAGACCUGUGCAAGGAUGCUAAAAGUCCAUUAACGGGAGAACCCGUUAUCGUUGUAGCAGCCGGAGGAAUUGCCGACGGAAGGGGCCUGGCUGCUUCGCUAGCGUAUGGCGCUUCCGGGGUAUGGGUAGGCACGCGAUUUGUUGCGAGCGUCGAGGCUGGUGCGCCACCCAUUCACAAGCAGUCGAUUGUGAAAGCUAGCUAUGACGAUAUCUUUCGGACUGUCAUAUACACCGGAAGGCCUAUGAGCGUUUUGAAGACACCGUAUAACUCCGAUUGGGAAACAAGACGUCGCGAUGAGAUAGAAAAGCUGACCUCGCAGGGUCUCGUACCACACAAUGUUGAGCUGGAAAAGCAUCCCGAAAAAUCGCUCCAGGGCCGCCCUUGGCUUAUGGGGAAGGUGGCUGCAUCUAUCAAGGAGAUCAAAUGGGCCAAAGAGAUUGUCGACGAGAUGGUGAUGACCGCGGCGAAGAGUCUACAAUCAGCGAAUGGGCUUACUGCCAAGCUAUGAUGAUGUCAUGGCGUCUUACUUAUUCCCUUGUAUACUAGCUUCGAAUACUGGCGUCGAUAACAGGGAAGCAUUCUUUAUCUUAAUCUGACUUAU